ACAUGGAGGAGAAAGCUGGUUAUUCACAGCUGCCAAGGUUCAGCUGGCUUGUCACCGGACACGGGCUUCAUCUCCCCGAUAUACUGUUCGACUUUAGUGGGCAGGGCCUGAAGAAUGGAGCCAAGCCAGGAAAGGGAAAUUAAUAUCCCUUAUGUUCUCUGAAGAAAGAUGACACCACGUUUGAUGAGAUAUGUGUCACAAAGAUGUCUACCCGGAACUGCCAGGGAAUGGAUUCGGUGAUCAAGCACCUGGACACAAUUCCUGAAGAUAAAAAAGUCAGGGUUCAGCGGACACAGAGCACUUUUGACCCCUUUGAGAAACCAGCCAAUCAAGUCAAAAGGGUCCAUUCUGAGAACAAUGCUUGCAUUAACUUUAAAUCCUCCUCUGCUGGCAAAGAGUCACCUAAAGUUAGGCGGCACUCCAGCCCCAGCUCGCCAACAAGUCCUAAAUUUGGAAAAGCUGACUCGUAUGAAAAACUGGAAAAACUAGGGGAAGGAUCUUAUGCCACAGUCUACAAGGGGAAAAGCAAGGUGAACGGGAAGCUCGUGGCUCUAAAGGUGAUCAGGCUGCAGGAGGAAGAGGGCACACCUUUCACGGCCAUCAGGGAAGCUUCCCUGCUGAAAGGGUUAAAGCAUGCGAACAUCGUGCUGCUUCAUGACAUCAUCCACACUAAGGAAACUCUGACGCUUGUCUUCGAAUAUGUGCACACUGAUUUAUGUCAGUACAUGGACAAGCACCCUGGAGGACUCCAUCCAGACAAUGUGAAGUUGUUUUUAUUUCAGUUGCUGCGAGGGCUGUCUUACAUCCACCAGCGUUAUAUUUUGCACAGAGACCUGAAACCGCAGAACCUUCUCAUCAGUGACACGGGGGAGCUGAAGCUGGCAGAUUUCGGUCUGGCAAGAGCAAAAUCCGUUCCUAGCCACACGUACUCCAAUGAAGUUGUUACCUUGUGGUACAGACCUCCAGAUGUUCUCCUGGGCUCUACAGAAUAUUCCACCUGCCUUGACAUGUGGGGAGUUGGCUGUAUCUUCGUUGAGAUGACCCAAGGGGUUGCUGCAUUUCCAGGAAUGAAAGACAUUCAGGAUCAACUGGAACGGAUAUUUCUGGUUCUUGGAACACCAAAUGAGGACACGUGGCCUGGAGUUCAUUCUUUACCACAUUUCAAGCCAGAACGCUUUACCGUGUACAGCUCUAAAAGCCUUAGACAAGCAUGGAAUAAGCUCAGCUAUGUAAAUCAUGCUGAAGAUCUGGCCUCCAAGCUUCUACAGUGUUCUCCAAAGAACAGGCUAUCAGCACAGGCCGCCCUGAGCCAUGAGUAUUUCAGCGAUCUGCCCCCGCGGCUAUGGGAGCUGACGGACAUGUCUUCUAUUUUUACCGUCCCAAAUGUGAGAUUGCAACCUGAAUCUGGAGAGAGCAUGAGGGCCUUUGGAAAAAACAAUAGUUAUGGGAAAAGCCUAUCGAACAGCAAACACUGACCAGCCCAGCGUCCUCAGGAGAGCACAGGAUUAAGUUGUCAUCAUUCUGGGAAGACAAAGAAGAAGAAAUAAAAAUAAAUAAAUAAAUAAAAACCACUAACGAAGUGGCCAUCAGUGUGAGGGGUCCCUGGAUUGGUUCUCUUCUGCUCCCUGCAGUGGAUUUUACUGACAUGAAAAUUGAAGCUGGAAAGACCCUGUUUCCUCUGCAAUUUAUUUAAAACCUUUGCACGCAUUUGGAUACCUUGUGAUUUCCAAGAACUAUGUGAAGAUUAAGCUUUGCUUACUGCUACGUGGCAUGUAUUCUUUUUUUGAUCUUUUGUGUCUGGUUCUGUUUGAUUUCCCCGUGCUGCACAGCGUCUCUGUGAAGGGUUUUUCUGCUUUCGGCAGCCUUGUCUUAAAUACAUUAAGACAACAUAUUUGGUGUUCACACUCCCUCAGUCAUGUCUGCACUUGAAAGCCACACGGUGGCAGGAAACAAUGUGUGUUUUCCCUAAGAGCAGAGUACGUUCUGCAACCACCAGGAAGGACGUUCUUUUUGCUAAAACAAACUCCAUGCUUUCUGACAGACUAGACGGCAUGGUCCCAGGCAGAGGGGCCCUACCUGUUGCCUGCCUUGGAGGGCUUUUGGAAAUGUGAGGUUUAGUUUUGUUGUUUUCUUCUUUUUUUAUUGGAAAUGAGCACACAUUUACACAGGAGACCAAAAUCCACUAGCAUUUUCAGUGGUAUGACUGUUUCUGAGCAGCCAUAGUUAGAGAAACAAGCACCGAAAACAAAGACAGGGUGAAUGAAGGUCGACAAUGACAUCAUCAUUUUAUGAAGCCUGUAGAAAGCAAGGUAACUUUCUACACGUGUUCUGGGUCUUGUAAACAUCUUACUUUUUUUCCGUCAACUGUAUUUUUAAACUGGAGAAAAUAGUAGCGAAUGUCAUUCUUACAACUUGGGUGCAAAGGAAAAAAAUAUCUGUCAGGGUAGGUCCUGAAAGCAGCCUUGGCUGAUUAAAGCUUAAAAUUUAAAUUUAAAAAUUAUCCAGAGUUAAAAAUGUGCUUACUUACGACAAAGGACCUUUGAGUUAAAUGGUUCAGAGUCAUUCCAAGCCGUUCGGAAAGCAUCGCUGGGUUCCAGACCUUAAACCAGUCUUCAAUAACAAGCGUUCAAAAGGCAGAUCUUGAAAGCAGUGCAGGAAUUUUGCUUUAAGAAUAAAAAUGGUAAAGAAAGGCCCUUGUUUUAAGGACCUUUGGGACCUUGCAAGGUGCAGGCAAGUCUGUGCCACUGGAAGAGAGGGCUGCUCUAGCAUAUACUGAACCUUGAUCUAGGGCAGCUGCCCAGUCCACGGGCAGCCUCACUGCAGAACCCUGGGAAGGCUGGGUCGAGGGGCAGUUAGGAAGCAUCAGGUGAGAUAUGCCCUUUGCUCCUCCUGACGUAAAUCCCUGGAAACGCAACAACGCAUCCGUGUACAGCGAACCAUGUUUUACUCCUCCUGAGAAAGAGGGCACGCUACAAGCCUGAAAUGUGGCACACAAUUUUAAGAUCAAGACUAGAAAUCACACGCCAGUUUCACCAGGGUUCUCUGAUUCUCCAAGGAGGGACAGGCUUCCUUAGAGUCAAACCCAGUGUAUCCUGGGAGGUAGAUCCAGGUUCCUAAACUUUCAAAGGCAUUGUGUCUGAGUAAGAGGCAUGACCCAUCCCCCCAGCCUCUCCCAGGCUCAGUCCCUGCAAUCUCACACAACCCUAAGCAAGGAACUGCUUACAAAACGGUUUGGAAGAAGGCAAAGGACACCCAAGGUGACUUCACUACCCAGGAAUCCAGGAAUCGUGUUCAUUCCUCUUUUGUGCAUUCCUUCCAUGGGAUGUCUUCGCGGGUAUUUUGAUUUAAAGUAUAAUUAAAUUGGGGAGUGCUUUAAGUGGGGAGAAAACUGUGUGUGUAAUUAAGGACAGUCCCCACUGUGGUUUACUUAGAAGCCACCUCCAUUCCUAGGUGAGGGGGAGAUUAUGUUUGUAUUUCACUAAGUCAGGCGCUCUAUACUAAUGCUGAAGGGUUUCAAUAAGAACAUAAAGGUAACUAGAGUUCCGUGCCCUUGUCUAGACAGCUUCUCCUGGGAAGAAAGACAACAUCACUGCUCAGUGUGGGGUCUGCUGCAGGACAGGCACACCUCUCGGGUUUAAAGGGUUUCAGUUUCCUGUCCUUGUCAUCAAGGAAGGAAAUCCAAAGUGUCUGCUCCCCCUCCUCCUCCACCCAACACAGUCACAGUCCCCUUCCCCGCUUGCUUUCCUGGCCUCUCCAAGGGCGUCAUGAAAAUCAGUACAGACUUUGUUCAUUAACGUGUCAUUAUACUGUUAAGAGAGCACUGGAAUGUUUGGUGAGAUUAUUUUUCUAUGAAGGAAUAGCUUGAGUUUGGACAGCUGCUAAGAAAAGCACCAACACUUUGGCAUGACAGUUAUAUCAAAGCAACCUCACUGCACACAGUAUUUGGAAAGGAAGUAUGGGACUUAGUUUCCAUCUUCUUUUAAGGGGAACCAUUUAAUUAAUUAAGAAAUACAACUUACAUAGGACAGGAAAAUGUGUUUGCUGUAAAAUUAGAGGUAUAAGGCGGGAGCAGCUAUCUGCCCACCACGCCAGGAUGAGAAUCUGAGUGACUAAAAGUUUCCAAGAGAGUCUGUGGAAUUGUAGGGACACCAGGGGCUCUUGGCACCCUCUCCUCAGUGUGUGUGACAGCCACUGUAAUCAGUACUCUAUGUAUGCGUCCAUAGCAGACACUCAUCUGUGAAUAUUGCUAGGUUUGUAAUCUUUUGUUAUAUAAGAGGAUGUUUAGGCUGUACAUACUGGGGUAGAUCAUUGCCUGCCCCUAUAUAUAGAAAUAUGCUGCAUAAUUGUGCAUAACUUCCUUCUCCGUUGCUGGCUUAUAGACAGAGGAAAUCGAAUGUUAGUCUUCAGUUUCCUCGUAUACCAAACUGAAAACUUUUAAAUCUCAAAUGAAGUAAGCAAGUUCCUGUUCUCACUGCCCCCCCCCUUCACAGCAGCAUAUAUUAGAGGCACAUUUAAAAAAAAUCUUUGUAAGUGGACUUUCAGAUUUUUCUUGUUUCUUUUCAUCCCCCCUGCCCCCACUGGUUUAUAUAAUGCACUGAGAUGUGUACUUUUUAUUGGGGUUAGUACCUCAGAGACUCAUUGUGCUUCCACACAACACAUAGCAAGGAGAAUGGGAUACUACAUGUUGCAUACGUGUUGCCAAUUGUAAUUUGUCUGUAUUAUGAAGGAUGUAAUGGUUUGUCAGCUGUCCCUGUUGUUUUCUGUAACAUGAUAUGGAAUAAAGUAUAGCCAAAUCUGCAGAUA
This is a messenger RNA of Apodemus sylvaticus (European woodmouse), 4803 nucleotides long. It is a transcript of the gene Cdk14, whose product is annotated as cyclin dependent kinase 14. Gene Ontology annotation, molecular function: cyclin binding; ATP binding; cyclin-dependent protein serine/threonine kinase activity. Lineage: Eukaryota; Metazoa; Chordata; Mammalia; Rodentia; Muridae. The transcript is spliced from 15 exons. Gene Ontology annotation, biological process: protein phosphorylation. Gene Ontology annotation, cellular component: nucleus; cytoplasm; cytosol. The coding region runs from base 204 to 1475 and encodes 423 amino acids. The record is from RefSeq and is a predicted model, not a curated record.